Molecule: messenger RNA, 4963 nt
Organism: Rattus norvegicus (Norway rat)
Lineage: Eukaryota; Metazoa; Chordata; Mammalia; Rodentia; Muridae
Gene: Rcan2
Product: regulator of calcineurin 2
Biological process (GO): calcium-mediated signaling
Molecular function (GO): nucleic acid binding
Source: RefSeq, a predicted model, not a curated record
CGUAUUCUGCAAUUAAAAAUUUUAUUUUAUGUAAAUAUAUAGUCACAAAAUUGGACCUCCUUACAAUCAAAGUCAACACACUGGUGAGCUAAGAGUUGCUGUAGUGAGAUUAUGUGGAAAGCGUUGAAGCUAUAUUGCCUGAAAAGCAGAAGCUCCAGGUGCACUGGACACGAUGGCUACCUUCCUAGGUUUCAAAAAUAGUGCUUGAUUUCCGUGAAGAAUUUCAAAGUGAGCUAUAGCCUGUGAGAGAAAAUUCUAGAGAUGUUUUGCUCCAUAUAAGAACGUCCUUUGAAGAAAAAAUUCUCUCCCAAAUGGCAAAUCAGUCAAAUGAACAAAACACUUACGAUGCGUGUGUUCAAAGCAUGAUGGCAUCGAAGAUCAUUUCCAACUCUGAAAUGUUUUUUUAAUUCUGUGUUUAUAUUUAAUGUAGAUUAAGCAGAAAGAAGAGCCAAGCCCUCUCUCUCUUUCACACACACACACACACACACACACACACACACACAGAGAGAGAGAGAGAGAGAGAGAGAGAGAGAGAGAGAGAGAGAGAAGACAGGCAAACAGACAGACACAGAGACAGAGAGGGACAGAGACAGAGAGGGACAGAGACAGAGAGGCAGAAAGACAGACACACAGAGACAGACACAGACACACAGAGGCAGAAAGAGACAGAGAAAAAUCAGAAACAGACAGACAGACACACGGGCAGAAGACAAAAACACACACAGAGAUACGCAAAGGGGGGGAAGAGAGAGGGGGGAAUGAACAGGCAGAAAGACACACAGAGACAGAGUCAGAGACAGCAGAGACAGGCACACACACACACAUACAGAGAGAGAGAGAGAGAGAGAGAGAGAGAGAGAGAGAGAGAGGAUGACUACUUUGUGACUACUUUGUGUUAUUACUUCAAUGCAGUUUUAAUACUGUUAUUAAGAACCAACAAAGUGGAUUCUAGAUGCAAGAAAAGGCCCAAGUAUGCAACAGUGGGAAAGGCGAUAUGACAUGGGACUUAUUUCUAUCUGCCAUUCUCUCUGCUUUGAAGUUGGUCUCCACUGUCUUUCAGUUUCCACCGUCUCCGAACUCUAACCAUUUUGGGUCAUUGAUGUACUCUUGCCACGAGAUUCAGUCCUGUCCCUGUCUGUGCCACCAUAAGCUACAGGCUUCCUUGUUCUUGAGUUGCUUAAUUUUGAAGAAUCUUCAGAAUGGUUCAUCUGGUUAAGAGGUAAAUCCUCCCUGCAUCCAGUUUCGCUUCCGACAUGCCUCUUCCCCUUUUACCCUGUAUAAAUACUAGCCUCCCAUUUCCUAGGGACCCAGUCGCUUACUUAGUAGGAAUCCUUGAAGUCCUCUCUCCCAGGUCUGGUGGCAGUGAGUCUUGCCUGACAAAACUGCGAAACUGGCUCAGGGCACCUUCAGUGGUGUGGGCAGGGCUCACCCAGAGCCCCAGCCAGAGGGCGCCAGCACCCACCAUGCAUAGUCGCUCUUAAGCACUCAAGAGUGGCUUCCAGACAGUUCCUUAGUUAGCCAGAGGUCGACCUGUGGGAGAAAACAAUCUCCCAGUCCUACGGACCAGUUUCUUCGCUGCCCUUUUAUUUUUUAGUAUCCUUGUAUGCAGAUGCUUAACUCCAAGAGCAAUCUCACCCCUCUUUAACGCCCCCCUCAAAAAAAAAAAGCCCUCACGGGGGGGGGGGAGGAUGGGGGAGAUGACCCUGGAGCCUCUUCUUUGGAAAAGGCAUUGCCUUUGGGGACAGGCUUCUGUGUCAGGUUCCCGCAAAGGGUCCAGCCCGCCAGCGAUUGCAAACGAGGGGUGUGCAGUUGAGCGCCGGGUGGAAGCCCAAGAGGUGGAGGGAUGAGGGGAGACGCCUACUUCAUUGGAAUGAGGAGCCUAGGGCAGCAGGCAUCGGUCCCUGAAGAUGGGGGACUUUUCUUCCUCUGCUGCAUAGACAGAGACUGGGCUGUCACUCAGUGUUUUGCUGAAGAGGCCUUCCAAGCACUCACCGACUUCAAUGAUCUCCCCAACUCAUUGUUUGCCUGCAAUGUUCACCAGUCCGUGUUUGAAGAAGAAGAGAGCAAGGAAAAAUUUGAGGGACUGUUCCGGACCUAUGACGAAUGUGUGACGUUUCAGCUGUUUAAGAGUUUCCGACGGGUUCGAAUAAAUUUCAGCCACCCCAAAGCUGCAGCCCGUGCCCGGAUAGAGCUUCAUGAGACCCAGUUCAGAGGGAAGAAGCUGAAACUCUACUUUGCACAGGUCCAGACCCCAGAGACAGAUGGAGACAAACUGCAUUUGGCACCCCCACAGCCUGCCAAACAGUUCCUCAUCUCACCCCCUUCAUCUCCUCCCGUUGGCUGGAAGCCUAUCAGCGAUGCCACACCAGUCCUCAACUACGACCUCCUUUAUGCCGUGGCCAAACUAGGACCAGGAGAGAAAUAUGAGCUGCAUGCGGGAACUGAGUCUACACCGAGCGUUGUCGUGCACGUGUGUGACAGCGACUUGGAGGAGGAGGAGGAUCCAAAGACUUCCCCAAAGCCAAAAAUCAUCCAGACCCGGCGUCCUGGCCUGCCACCCUCCGUGUCCAACUGAGCACGUCCAUGAUAACAUGCAUCUCCUCUUAUCAUGCUUUUUCUCCCUUGUUCGUCCAAAAAUUAAUUGCCUUGAAGUCCCUGGGUGUUUGGUUGUUUGAGAAUCCUUCCUUGUAAUUAAGCCUCUCGGACAAAAGGGCUAGGAAAAGGUGAUAUGUCUCCCAGUCAACUCAUACCCAUUAACCAGAGUCCAUUAUUUAGAAAGUUCUAGACAAAGGGUAGUAUUUUCUUAUUAAACAAUCAGUACAGCCUAUAUCUCUGUUCUCUCAUGUUGAUCCAAGCCAGAGACAUCAGUAACCAAUAGCCUUCAUGUUGUUUGUGAGCUGCUCCAAUUGAGUCCUCUGUGUGUGUGUGUGUGUGUGUGUGUGUGUGUGUGUGUGUGUGUAUGUGUGUGUGUGUGUUGUUUAUUCCUGGCCACUUAUAUAGGACCAUAAGUAAACUUGGCUUUGACUGCAUGAGAUCCCCCUAUCUGGUCUCACCCAGUCCUCUGCAUCCCGACAUUCCCAGGACAUGCACAAUCACCAGCAUUUAUUUUGAUGAUUUGAGGGUAUGCCCCACCUUGUGGUAUCCCAGCCCUGUCCUGUAUAGACAAGGGGCAUCCACGGCACCAUUUGGCUCAAUAAGUCUGGGAAUCAUGAUUAGUUUGAGUCAAUACAUCAUCGUAUAGCUUUGUCCAAAUUCCUGGAGGUAAAAUUGAGCGUGGCCCCAAAGAGAUUCCUCAGUAGAUUCUAAACAUCACUAUCACAUAGGACUACCCAGUGCUACUGGGGAGGCUUGCCCGAGUGACAGAGACCGAUUUCAGACAAACCUAUUUAUUAUAAAAGUCUCACAGUGUCUGAAUGAUUGUCGUCCCCCCCCACCUCUUUGUAUAUUUGUACAGAUGUUUGAGCUGUGCUUUUAAAAUCUGGAUUUUUUUUUUUUUGAUUUAGUGAUUGUUCAACCAUUAGCUGCUUAAUGACAUCAUACCUGUGUUGCUUCUGAAUGCAUCCUGAUUCUAAUGUAGAUAAUCCGAUACUAUCACACGCUAUUACGGUUCAUGCUAUGUUGUAAAAGGCUACAGCAAUGUCUCAUGCCAAUAGAUAAACGACUAGCUAAUUUCUUUGCUGUCAAGAUCACCUGUUUGCAAACAAAGAUCCAAGUAUCAGUUGUAAGCAACUUGGGUGGCGCUUAAUCCAAGAUCGUAUACAGCUGAGCAUUUCCGAACACAAAGGAUGAUGGGUAAACGGACGGCCCCUCCCAUUCAUCCAGUGCCCGUGUGCUCAAAAGUUCCUUGUUUUCGUUACCUGUGAUUUUGUAUUUCUCUAGCCCAAAGUGCAUUACAGAAGAUACACCUGCAGAACCAUACUUUCUGCUCCAUGUGUCAAGCCUCAUCUAUUCCUGUUCAUUAACUAGUAACUUUGGAUGCAAAUACUAUUUACCACACAACGGGCAAGGACUUCAAUGACCUAAGCCUCAGAAUACCACACAAGAACACUAACACAGCCACCUGAUGGGGGGAUUAUGUGGUUUUUUGACUAAGGUGUAUGUUAGUUUCAGCAGAAACUUCAAACCUAGACUGAUCACUCAGAAAAUUAAAGUCCGUUCUACUGUGAAAUAUAGCAAUAUAGUGCCGGACACGGUACAGUACGGUUGAGACCGAGGCCAGCAUUGCUUGUGGAAUCCUGAGUUUCCACGGGGAUAACAAGUCUCCUUUUCAAACUCAGAUCUGAGGAGUGUACAGCAAAGGCUUUGACUUUCCUUUGUUGUGGAAGGAUUUGGUUUUUUCAUUGGCCACGGAACGACUACAAAUAGUGGCGAGAUGCUGCCCUCUGGUGGCCGAAACGUUGAACUCGGUUGUAUAGGUGGAUUGAUUACAACAGUCAACUCCCAGGGUCUGACUUUCUAAUCCGCGUUAACUUUCAGGAUGCAGGUUCUGAGAAAGAGAGAAAAAUGAACAGUCUAAAUGAGAUUAAAGCCUUGGAAAUAAUUUGUGCUUCCAAACAAUGAUAGCAGAGAUUUCCAGUUUAGUAAAAGUUGAUGUGACUACCUUGGGUAGGCAUUAAGAACUCAGUGUUACAGAUGGCCCAGGUGAUUAGUCUUAGUAAACUGUAUUGCCAUAUGUCGAUGUUAACCUGCUGCAGAGCAAGGGAUUCUCGCACUAGGUUGAGCACGGAGAGGGGAGAAGGGGAGCUUUCCCCAGAAAGAAUAGGGAAGCCAUGGGACCUCCCAGCACCGAGAAAGUCGCCUCAACACUUCCUUCCAUGAUGCUCAUUAUGCAAACCUCUUUAGCGCUCUUUUUAAGUUUGAAACGUUUUAAAUGGAGGGGAAGGGGAAGGUUUCCACCAACUGAAUCAUUUGUGCACGUGUAAAGCUCAAAGAGCUUAGAGUUCAAAUAUAUCUGGUGAAUGAA